AUGGUGUUUCCAACUGUUUUAAUUCUUGUUACAUUAUUGAAUGUGAAAGCGAUUUCCAACAUCCGAAUCGCCACCCCAAGUUUUUUUAGCUACAUCAGUUUGACCCAAUAUGGAUAUGUUUAUCAGCCGGUGCCGGACUGUCUCGCACACUUUACGUUCCAGGUGAAAGCUUGUCGUGAUGUACAUGUGGGACUUUUCAACACUGCUGGAGAACCUUACACAUACGGCCUUGUUCUAGGUGGUUGGGGAAAUGCCAAGUCAAGAUUAAGAGCUUGGUCGUCGUCUUACGUUGAUAAUUUCGAGAGGAAUAUAGUGGAUUGUAACGUCUACAAGAGUUUCUGGGUAUCUUGGCGAAACAAUGUUAUAUCGGUAGGGCGUGGCAACUCAUUCAAUGUUGGCACGUUAUUGUCCUUCACAGAUCAACACCCAAACCAAAUACGAUAUGUUGGAAUCACGACAGGAUUCGGUGCCUCGGGUGAAUGGGAAAUACCAAUUAAACGGCCACCAUUGCACUGCUAUCAACAUGUUCAAUGGUCUGUAAAACCAGGACUUCAGAACACAAACAUGACAGCCAACAUCACUUGGUCUGUGACAGCUGAUAACCUCGGACAGUGUGCUGUGGCCUGUAAACGGAGUAAUUCAUGCGUGUCCUUUGUAUACAACAACGAGAAAGAGACAUGUCAAGGUCAUGGGCUUAAGUUCCAUAAUAUCGCCGAAGGCCAAGGCCAUAUACACAAAGGAAGUCACUACUUCACCAAGCAUUAGCCUUUGCAACAGCUUUCUGUGUUGCUAUGAAGAAGAAAAAAGACGCCUUGCAAAGUUUUUAAUAGAUGAUAAUUGGGUCUCCAAAUAACUUACAUGUAUAUUCUCAUCACAUUCUAGUUCUUGAGUGCAGUUUAGGGAAAAUGAAAGCUAAUUAUUCCUUGCACACUCUACAAAAAGUGUUUCAGACACAAAUACAAAGCAAACGAAUAUUGUUAAAUAUCCGCUUUUAUCUGUUUAUAUUUUUAGCUGAUAUGAUACAUUACAGUGACAAACGCCUAUCUCCUGUUUUAUAUUUAAUCAUUGACGCGUGUUGUGAUUAGUCUGCAAUCCUGUGUUGUUAUAGGAAAAUAACACUACAGAGAAUGGAGUAAGAUACUUAUAUUUCCGUUUCUAAUGCAAGGUUUUCCUAAAAGUGUUAUCACAUUACAGACAUAUAAAUACAUACAAUUGACUGCUAUCGGCGAAUUAUAUGGUCCUUGUAUAUCGAUGUAAUUUAUCAUUCGAUCGUGAGGAUAUUCGCCUUUUAUACAACAUAUACUUAUAUAAAUUGCUGUGAGAUUCAUUCAUAAUUUAAUGUUUUCAUCUGGUAGUACGAAUAGGUUACCACGAGGAAUGCGUAUUGUUAUCAACGGUGUGAUUGUUUUCGUGAUUAUAACGACAAUACAAAUUUUUUGUGAUGUAAGGUCAUAAAGAGGCAUGCAGUAGAGGCCGUGUUUAAAUCAAUAAUCUAAAACCAAAACCAUGAACAUCUAUGUACAAUGUACCAGAGGAAGGAAGACUUUUGAUAUAAUUAUCGAUGGUAAGUAUUCAAGUAAGGAUGUGCAGUGUCGGUUAACGACAGUUGUCUUGUCAACGGCGCGACCAGGUGUUGAGAAAUGAAAGCAAUUGAUUUAAUGUUAAUUUUGUAGAGCAAGACUCAAUUUACAUGCUACAACUGGGAUGUCAACCGUGGUAUAAUCAAUAACUUGAUGUUUAUAGUCAACGUCUUAUCUUUCAUAUUUUAUACUUUCACAUAUUUCAUACUUGUUUUGUAAAAACAAUCAUUUGUGUUCGAUAUUAUGAUAUAUAUUUUAUUUAUAUUACAAAACUUUUCAUUGAUGUUCCAUAUCUCGAUAACUAUU
Messenger RNA from Pecten maximus, 1886 nucleotides. Its product is annotated as C3 and PZP-like alpha-2-macroglobulin domain-containing protein 8. The coding region runs from base 1 to 765 and encodes 254 amino acids. The record is from RefSeq and is a predicted model, not a curated record. The transcript has 3 exons. Lineage: Eukaryota; Metazoa; Mollusca; Bivalvia; Pectinida; Pectinidae.